Messenger RNA from Pimephales promelas (fathead minnow), 986 nucleotides. It is a transcript of the gene ccdc110, whose product is annotated as coiled-coil domain containing 110. The record is from RefSeq and is a predicted model, not a curated record. Lineage: Eukaryota; Metazoa; Chordata; Actinopteri; Cypriniformes; Leuciscidae.
GUUUCCCAUUUGGGUUAAAUUCUGACCCUGUCAUGCAAGCAGUUGAAGGAGGAGACUGUUCCAAUGUUAAAGACAGCAAGUUCAAAGCAACAGACCAUAAAGGCACUGUGCAGACACUAAGCAAUGCAAUGGUGCCUCUUGAGGAGGACAACUUACGGAGUAUGAAAGAAAAUAAAGCCAUGAAACCUGAAUCAGGCUGUAAUGACUACAGUCUUGCAGCUAAGCCAACUCGUCAAUGUCCAUUUGAGGUUUAUUUAAAAAAGUGCACACAAUUAGAGAAGGAAAACCUAGAGGUUAAGAAGAAGCUUAAAAAGACAGAGAAGUAUUCCAAGGAAUGCAAAACAGAACUGCAGAGAUUUGUGAAUAGGUUUAAAGAGUUUAAGACCAUAAACAAAGACCUGGAUUCGAAGAACACGCACAUUCUCAUUAAAAACCAGCAAAUGAGGCAAAGAAUUACAGAGGUCUUAAAGCAGACCAAACCUCAAGAUCUAGUAAGAGUCACCAAAUGUUGUGAACACCACUGUCAGGAGAAGCAGCAACUAAGAGAAACCAUUUUACUCCAAGAGGGGCUGAAGAACUUGGCAGAACCAGUUGAAACUCAAAGAAUGAAUCAGGAUUCGGAAAUCAAGAUUGUAACUCAGCUACAACAGGAAAACCAAGCUCUAAGAGAGAGGCUGGACCACAACAGUCAGGUCAUAAAAGAUGCUGAGAGUAGAGCCGAGAGAGUUCAGCAGGAGCUGGGUGAGCUUGAGUGUUGUCUGCUCACUGUACAGACUGAGAGAAAUCUACUCAGACAUGAAGUGAAGAGGCUCCAUAAGGAUUACAUCAGCCUUACUAACAGCAUCUCACUGCAGCUCAAAGGAAACAACAAAGCUGCUGGUCUCAGGGGGGUUUCAGGGAAACCCACAAAGAGCAAUGCUUUACAGUCACCAGGACAACAUCUACCAGGAUCCUGUGGGUAUAUGAAAAGACAUUUUAACAUUUGA